AAGAUGACGUCACCCACAAAUCCACUCUGGAUCGUUGUGGCACCCCUGCCACCUGCCCUUCUCGAGCAGUAAUGAUGAUGACAACUGAAAUUCGGGUCUAUGGCCUACAAGUCUCGUGGCCAUCCGCGCCGUCACUUGUCACAGCAGACCAAACUUUGAUGCUGCCAAAUGACAACUGCAAAGCCCAAGAACAUCGUCAUCGUCGGCGGCUCACUAGGCGGGCUCUUUGCUGGCGUUGCGCUGAAACAUCUACGAAAGGAUCUGAACAUCCGCAUACUCGAACGGAAUCCUACGCCACUACUGCACGAUCAAGGUGCUGGCGUGGUCGCUGGCGGUCAUGUACAAGAGUUCUUCCGUAAACACGACAGGACGAAGACGCCUCUCGCUGUCACUAGCCACCAACGACUAUACCUCGAUAGGACUGGAAAUGUUAUCGAUCGUGAGGAUAAAGAGCAACAUAUGACGAGCUGGGAUCUGCUGUACCACCUUCUGAGGGCAAACUUUGAUGGAGUUGAGUCAGAAUAUGCGCAAGUGCCGGAACCGCAACCACACGAGGGGACAUCCACAUAUGAUUAUGGUCAUCAGGUCACUGGAAUCGAUUUCAGUGAUGCCACAUCGUUGUCAAUUACGGCCAGAACCUCAACAGGCGACGAUGUCACCUUCAAUGCGGACAUGUUGAUUGGCGCAGACGGGCCUAGUUCGUCUGUUCGCAAAUACAUCGACCCCAAAGUGCAGAGAAAGUAUGCGGGUUAUGUAGCAUGGCGAGGCACAGUUCCAGAAGACCAAGUCUCGCAAUCGGCAACUGAUGUGUUUGUUGAAAAGUUUCCCUUCUUCCACACGGAGGGUGUCCAAAUUCUCGCAUACGCCAUACCGGGACGCAAUGGCAUUAUCGAGCCAGGCAAGCGUUUGUUGAACUGGGUGUGGUAUUUCAACUACAAAGAAGAGUCGCCCGAGCACGUCGAGCUCAUGACGGACAAGAACGGCAAGAGACACCACAUCACGCUGCCUCCAGGAGGUAUUCAAAAGGAUGUCUGGAAGCGACAGAAGGAAAUUGCACGAGACAUCCUUCCACCCCAAUUUGCAGAACUGGUUAAUAAGACCGAGGUUCCUUUCAUACAGGCUAUCACCGACGUCAUCAGUCCCGCCGCUGUGUUGUCGAGCGACAAUCGUGUCCUGGUUAUUGGCGAUGCUCUCGCAGGCUUCAGGCCGCACACAGCAGCUAGUACAAGCCAAGCAGCAAUGGAUGCUAUGGAGCUAGCUAAGACUGUUGAUCAAAUUCUUGGAGGUGCGGAUAGAGCUACCAUGUUGAAGGAUUGGGAGCAAAGUGUCCUUAGCUACGCUGUAACGAUGCAACAGCACGGAGUAGACAUUGGCAACCGAAGCCAAUUUGGUACACAUCCACUUCAAGGGUAAAGGUGAAUACACAAAUAUUUGGACUAGGAGUUGAUAUUAGACUUACUAGGGCUCUCUCACCUUGCAACUACGUCUAGGAAAUGCUAAGCUACUCUCACCCUUCUAUUUUACUUCUGCCUUUACCCACGCAUCUUACCAGGUACUAAG
This is a messenger RNA of Boeremia exigua, 1560 nucleotides long. RefSeq names its product monooxygenase. Gene Ontology annotation, molecular function: FAD binding. The coding region runs from base 169 to 1413 and encodes 414 amino acids. The transcript has a single exon. The record is from RefSeq and is a predicted model, not a curated record. Lineage: Eukaryota; Fungi; Ascomycota; Dothideomycetes; Pleosporales; Didymellaceae.